Messenger RNA from Hordeum vulgare subsp. vulgare (domesticated barley), 3356 nucleotides. Its product is annotated as putative disease resistance protein At1g50180. The record is from RefSeq and is a predicted model, not a curated record. The coding region runs from base 235 to 2829 and encodes 864 amino acids. Gene Ontology annotation, molecular function: ADP binding. The transcript is spliced from 5 exons. Gene Ontology annotation, biological process: defense response to other organism. Lineage: Eukaryota; Viridiplantae; Streptophyta; Magnoliopsida; Poales; Poaceae.
GUCACACGCUGACGGUGAGGACUUGAAGAAUUUGUGGGAGCAGAGUACCAAAACAGUGAGUAUCAAGCAGAAGGCAUGCAUCCCCUCGAUCGAUCUAUCUGCUAGGACUGAUUUACUGAUGGAAUUGGAAGCUCAAACCGUCAGAUCUAUCUGCUAUGACUAAUUCACUGGUGGAAUUGGAAGCUUAAGUGCAGUCAUCAUCAUACUAAGAGCAGCUACAAGGAGGAGCAAUCAAUGGCUGAGUCUGCUGUUAAAGCCGUGGUCGGGAAUGUGAGCAAACUUGCGGUUCAUGAGACCUCAUUUUUAUGUGGUGUCACUAGUGAAGUAGGAUUCUUGAAAGAUGAACUGAAGCGGUUAAAGUGCUACCUUAGAUCUGCUGAUGCUAAACGGAAAUCAGGAGAUGAGUGUGUGGCUACGUGGCUCAGCCAGAUCAGGGACGUGACAUAUGAGUCCGAGAAUGUCAUUGAAGCUGCAGAUUACAUGGGGAAGAAAAACAGGCUGAAGAAUGGAUUCUUGGGUGCCAUUUCAAGGUAUGCUCGCUUGCCAAGUGACAUGGUUACCCUUCAUAACGUUGGUGUCGAUAUCCAACGUAUAAGAAGGAAGAUCAGCGAGAUAUUUGACAGUGCAAACCGUUUGAAUAUUGAUUUGGAUACUGGUGUUCUAGGCAAGUGCUGUGCCGAGGAUGAGUUUCCACGAGUAAAUGAUCUCAUGGAUCAAAACUUUGAGGAUAAUGUUGCCAUUGUCGGUUUUGAGGAUGAGUACCAAGAAAUAACGGACAAGUUAGUUGACAAAGAGAACAAUACUCUUAGUGCUAUCUCCAUAGUUGCCAUGGGUGGAGCGGGAAAAACAUCACUAGUUAGAAAAAUCUACACUUCAUCAAGAGUAAAAGAACAUUUCGACACAGCUGCUUGGGUGACUGUGUCUCAAAAGUUCAAGGCCGUUGAUUUACUAACAAGUAUUAUGGAACAAAUAAUGGGGGGCAGAGUUGGUUUUAAUAUCCGUCAGUGUGAGGUGGGAAAGGAGAUACAUGAUUUUCUGUUGCAAAAAAGAUUCUUAGUAGUUCUUGAUGAUGUUUGGGAAACAGAUACAUGGGAGCAAAUAAACAAAAUGGUUAAAGCAUUUCCAGAUGUAGCCAAUGGUAGUCGAGUACUGUUAACCACACGAAAGCAAGAUGUUGCGAAUCAUGUGCAAAUGCCAACUCAUGUCCAUCAUCUGAAGAAGUUAGACGAAGAGAAAAGUUGGGAACUUUUUAGUAGCAAAGCUUUACCACCAUACAACAGGUCUGCUGUAUGUGAUGUGGAUGAGUUUGAAGAACUAGGAAAGAAGCUUGCUAGGAAAUGUAAUGGAUUACCGCUUGCACUUGCAGUUUUUGGGGGUUAUCUGUCAAAAAAUCUGAACAAGGAAACAUGGAUCGAUAUACUCUCGAGCUGGCCAUCAACCAAAGACGGACAGAUGAUGCGAGACAUACUAGCUCGCAGUUACAAUGACCUACCAGAUCAUUAUUUAAAAUCAUGUUUCCUCUAUGUUGCUGCUUUCCCCGAGGAUUAUGAAAUAUCUGUGUCGGAUCUUAUUGAGUUAUGGAUAGCAGAAUGCUUCAUUCCACAUACACCAAAACAUACACUGGAAGAAAUAGCACGUAAGUAUGUAACUGAGUUAGCUCAAAGAAGCUUGGUCCAAGUUGUUAAUAGAAGCAGAGCACAUGGAUGGAUUGAAAGAAUAAGGAUCCAUGAUAUCUUGCGUGACUGGUGCAUAGAAGAAGCAAGAGAAGACGGCUUUCUUGAUAUGAUCGACAAAACUGCAUGCUGGGAUGGUGCAUCAUCAUCUGAUAACAUGAUAUCCUAUCGUGCUUCAUUCCAAAACUUCAGUGGUCAGAUUUUACAGGCAACAACUCCUAAUCUACGAACUCUGGUUGGCUUUGAACUUUCAUCAAUAUUCCUACCUAAGCUGAGAUUCCUGAGAGUUCUUCACAUUGAAAACUCAGACCUUGAGAAUUUAUCUCCAGCCAUUGGUGGGUGCAUUCACCUAAGAUGCCUUAGGUUGAGAAGAUGUGGAAAUGUAACACUCCCUUCAAUUGGAGAACUCCUUUACUUGCAGAUUAUAGACCUGAGGAAAACAAACUUGGACUCAACAGUACCAAACUCUCUUUGGAAUAUUCCCACUCUAAGGCAUGUUUACCUGAGCAGUGGAUUUUCUUCACCAAGGUGUGUGGGACACAAAGAGCUCCAGACCUUAUGGUUGACUUGCGCAUCUGUUGGUACCAAAUAUCGCUAUCAUGACAUGGUGACGUUUUUGAGAAAAAUGAGACAACUGACAACCUUGUUCUUGGUAAUGAAGCCCAUGCAUGCAAAUAUAAUGAAUAUAUUUGCAUACAUGCCUCACCUGGUUGAUAUUCAUCUAUCUUGUUUUGGUGUGCUUGAUAAGCUUCCAGACAGUAAUCACUUCCCGCAGAGCCUUCGGCAACUCUAUCUAGAAGCUGGUGUCAUUGAAAUAGACCCGAUGCCGAUCCUGGAGAAGCUUCCCUGUCUCGUGGUAUUGGAGUUAUCAGGGUAUAAAGGCCGAACCAUGACGUUUUCCGCCCAAGGGUUUCCUCGUCUACAAGAGUUAAAACUUGAUAAUUUCUCCGUCGAUGAGUGGAGGAUGGAGGUAGGACCAAUGCCAAAGCUCUCCCACCUGAAGCUUUGGUUGUGCAAGGAGAUGUUGAAGUUACCCAACGGACUGUUGCAUCUUCCAUCCCUCAAGAAUUUGAAACUAGUCAGCAAGUCCCCAAUUUUUAGAGAUGACAGCACAGUGAAGGAGCUGGAGCGGAGAGGAUGCAAGGUGGAACUUUAAGAAGAUUUACAAGCUUCCUGCCAGUGGAACUUUAAGAAGAUUUACAAGCUUCCUGCCAGUGGAACUUUAAGAAGAUUUACAAGCUUCCUGCCAGUGGAAUUUUAAGAAGAUUUAUUCACAGAAAAAAAACUUUAAGAAGAUUUACCUGUUUCUUGCCAGUGGAACUUUAAGAAGAUUUAUGAGUGGCGGACAUGUCUAAGUAUUAUUACUGUUAUUUCAUAAUUCAGAUGGCAUUCUCCUUCCCUUGUUGCGCUGGCAUGACAGAAGGAUGUAUCCGUCCCUCCAGCAUGUAUCUUUAUAGCCUUUCCUCAAAUAUGUGCAUGUAUGUUGCCUGAAUGUACUAGUACAAAACUACAAAUGGUGAAAUGGGGCACCCAUCUAGAUCUAGGCAUGUAGCCACUGGUUAAAAUUUAUGAUGUGUGUAUCUAUAUUUUGAUUGGAACCGUCGAUGGGUUGUGAUUUGAUUCCCACAAACAAACUGCGGCGUUAUCUGCUGGAGCACUCAAAUAUCAGCUUGUGCAAUGUCA